Messenger RNA from Lolium rigidum, 938 nucleotides. Its product is annotated as protein PLASTID TRANSCRIPTIONALLY ACTIVE 7-like. Gene Ontology annotation, cellular component: plastid-encoded plastid RNA polymerase complex. Lineage: Eukaryota; Viridiplantae; Streptophyta; Magnoliopsida; Poales; Poaceae. The record is from RefSeq and is a predicted model, not a curated record. Gene Ontology annotation, biological process: plastid transcription. The transcript is spliced from 4 exons. The coding region runs from base 45 to 599 and encodes 184 amino acids.
AUGAGGUAAGAAGAGCGGCUUCGCAAAACCUCCGGUCCAGAAAAAUGGCCAUGGCAGUGGCCGCUUCCUUCGCCGCCCGCCACCACCACGGGCACCUCGCCGCCGGCCUCCUCUCCACCCCGCAAGCAAGCGGUAGGACUAGCCGCAGCGGUGUCACCAUUUCCAUGAGGGCUCAGAAAAAGCAGAGCGGUGAGUCCGGAAGUGGGAAGGGAGGCGGGGAAGGCCGAGUCAGCGGUGGGCGGCGAGUGUGGCGUCGCCGGAAACUGACCAAAGAAGAUGACAUGUUGCGUUACAAGUUGGAUCGCAUCCCUUUCUUAGAAGAGAAAGUGAGAAAAGUAAGGGAAAACGGGAAGCUCGUGUGCUUGGACAUCAACCAGCUGAUGUUAGCUGCAGAGAAUAGAUUCGCCUUCACAAAUGAGGUGGCAGAAGAAGCUAAUGCCUAUCUUGAGAAGAACAGGAAUGAGUACGGACUGAAAAAACCUAUACUCCAUGUGCUCAGUGACCGCAUGAACGAAGCUGGAUUUUCUCGGCCAGAGGGUUACCUUUAUCCGUAUCCUAUCAAGCCAGGGCCUUAUUUCAUAAAAGAAGAAGGGCACUGAAUAGAAUCACAGCUCCAUAGAUCAAGGAGGCGCUCUUUUCAGACUGGGCUCGUAGUUUUGUUGUACACACUACACUGGGGAGGAGUCUGGGACAACUUCCAUAAUCAAAAUUCACGGGGCUUUUCAUCGUCAGAUCUCUGAAACUUCUUCAGCAGCCCUCCCAAUAUAUAUAGUGUGAAUGAAAGCAGCCUGUUCUUUCUUGACUGUCGUCUGCGUUGCUUCAGUGUUGACAUGGGAUCGAAAUAAUCAGAUUCGCUGAGCGAGGUGUAUCGGUCCAUCUUGUUGUUGUCUUAGAUAUUGUAUCGAUAUUGAUAUAUUCGAUUCACCUUUGGGCUACCA